Dendronephthya gigantea is the source of this 1797-nucleotide messenger RNA. RefSeq names its product E3 ubiquitin-protein ligase RNFT1-like. The record is from RefSeq and is a predicted model, not a curated record. Bases 80 to 1360 code for a protein of 426 amino acids. Gene Ontology annotation, biological process: positive regulation of ERAD pathway. Lineage: Eukaryota; Metazoa; Cnidaria; Anthozoa; Malacalcyonacea; Nephtheidae. The transcript is spliced from 9 exons. Gene Ontology annotation, molecular function: ubiquitin protein ligase activity.
UACCAUUUCCCUGGGAUAAAUCUCGUAGCAACAAGUUGCUUUUGGAGUGAAAAACCCGGUAUACAAAUAUUUUCCCAAAAUGGCUACAAGUUCUUCGGAUGUUACAGGUUUCUCUGGCCAUUUUAGUCCGCGUUCGAGCCAUUCUCGGUCGGCCAGCUGGUCGUACACGCGGGGAGACGGACAGAUCAAUCUUUCCUCUCAUCUAGAGCCGUUAACAUCGGUGAUACGAGAAUUAGGUCUUGGCUUCGGACCGCCAUCAAGACCCAGUUACAGCGAUGGCGAGAUUCAUCGUGAAAAUAUUUCCAACACAGUCUACGUCGAUAUCGGUGAAGGAGAGGAGACCAGGGAACAUCCUCGUGUACUUUCCAGACAUCACAGUACAGUUGAGACUAGCAAUAGUAGUCAGUCAGAUUUCGAUUCAACACCAAAUGACAACACCAGCUCCCAGAACAAUGGCAAUGGAAAUGGAAGAACGAAUGGGGAUAGAAUGGAGUUCCAGGGGACUAUUAAAUGGAUAGAGAAUAGUGUACCAUUUUUGCUGCUGUUACUUAGUAGGAUCAUGUGGGAUCAUCGAUUGGGUAUCCUUGUUGGCGUAGGUCUGACAGGGACAUUCCUUCACGCAAACAACACCAUUAAACGCCAAGUGUCCCUAAAGGAUAAACGCCUGAACAGAAUCUCUGUUUGGACAAUCCUAUUUCUCUGUGGGAAUGUUUGUUUCAUCUACUAUGUAUUCCACAGCCAGAAACUACAGCGAUGUUUGGUCUUUCAACUUCCAAAUUUCUCCAAACUUGAUGUGUGGGUAGUAUUUUGGUGCGUUCUAAUCACAGAUUAUGUAAUUCGAAUGGUCACAAUGGCUUUAAAAUCCUUGGUUAUAAUUGUACAUAAAAGAAUUUUGCCUUUCAAAAACAGAGGAAAAUAUUAUUUGUUAUUGGAAAAUACGUCGCAAUUUUAUCGUAUACUCACGCCAAUCCCUCUGUGGUACCAGUAUUUCACGAAUUACAAUAUUGGUGGAGAAUAUUUCGCCAUUUUUUCAACUGCUUUCUACUUUCUCUUAAAAGCACGAAUUAUAAGAACAAAGCUCAGGGAUCUGUACUCUGCUGUGAAAACAUUUCAAUGUGAUGUCCAAUACGGUACCGCUGCGUCAAAAGAACAAAUAAAUAAAUUGGGAAAUAUUUGUCCUAUCUGUCAAGAGGAGUUCUCUAGAGCAAUUUCAUUACGAUCCUGUAAGCACACGUUCUGUGAUGACUGCAUAUCUCUAUGGUUUGAUCGUGAACAGACUUGCCCUCUUUGUCGGGCGAAAGUCGUCGGAGAUCCAUCGUGGAGAGACGGCAGUACGACUGCCUACAUCCAACUCUUUUAGUCUCAGGACUCUAAUUGGAAGAUGCAAAACAUCAUAUAUGAGAGUGCUCAACGCUGCCCAUGCACUUCAUCACAAUGUAAUUUCCACAGAAAAGAUUAUGCUAAAUUUACACACCGUUGUUUUCUGCCAUCUGGUCUGUCUUCCACAUGGUCAACAUUAUGACACCUGGUUCAUUUGUCCUCUGUGCAUGUUUUUGAAAAAUAUAUAACACAAUAGUAAGACGGGAUUCAUUCUCACCUACAUUCUUGUGACACAACAUCACUCUGUGUCCGAAAUUACGUUGUGAUCUUCGAAUAUUCUACUGUAUAUAUAUUAUCGGCAGUUUGAAUCCAUGGUAUAGAAGACUCUGGUAUGCAUGACCACAGCUUAAAUUAUUGGAAAUUAUAGACUGGUAUGAAUAGAAGCCUGGAUCGCUAGCUGAAAUAAAUGUUUGUAGA